AGGACAGUUGCAUGAGCAAGAGGUGCUUGUUCAUGACGUCAGGUGGAUGUGUACGUGGGAUUAUGCCUCUCUGGGAGUGACAGCUGUAUUGCCUUAAACUAGUGUCCGCUACUGACAAUGUCUGCUUCGAGAGCGUCCUGCCUUCCCAGGGUGGCGCUGCACUGGCUCGUCUGCGGGGUGGUCACCCUGACGUCAGUAGCAGGAGGCGGCAGGGUGUGCGAAGGCACAGGGGAACCCUUCAAGUACUUAUGGGGUGAUGCGCUGAAGGACCCCCCUGACUGCAUCGGACCCAACGGACACCCUUAUCCUGCGGCGGCUGUAGCCAAGACGUUUCGGAGUAACUCUGCAUGGGGUUCGUCUCGAACUGGGAGAUCCUUCAGCCCCGUGGACCCGGUCCUAACACAGAGGACCUUGCUGCACGGCUAUCAGGUGGCCCAGGAGUACGCAUCCGGGCUUCUGCCCGCCAACAGCAGGACAGGUCGCAGCAGCUUCAACAAGUUCAGCCCACGAGAGAGCUGCGGUGGUACUCCUGCAAGGCUGUGUAAAACUCGCUACAACACAACAGCUCCUAUGUAUGGGGUGUCACUGACAUCGGGGCAGCCCGUCACAAUUGUGCAGAAGUUUCCGGACCUGCUGCAGCAAGUCGUCUUUGAAGUCUGCGAGUCAACUGAAUGUGAUGUCGUCAGAGGUGAAUGCACACAAACGUACGUGCCAUAUUUGUUCCUGGUGAUUCCAUUAGGACCUGUCACUCUCACAGGACAAGAUUACGUGCUGGUUGAAAGUGGCUGUGUUUGCAAACCAAAAUACGCAGCCGUUGGAGGAUCGGAACCAAGUGCAAUUUCUGCGAUACCACAAAUAUAGCCGAGGCCUGUGACGAGUUUACAUAAACUAUUCAAAUGAAUGAUUCGUUUUGAAGAGUCACUAGAAGGAUCCUGGUGUUAUCAAGCUUCCAGAUUUGGAAAUGUUACACUACAUACUGACUUCAAUCUCGGAUGGGUUAACAGUUGUCUUUUCUGAGAUUCAUGGCGGUCCUCGGCUUCUCCUGGCAAACUGUGGGGUUAAAGCUUCCAAGAGGCCAUAGCUGUUUCCUUCCAAAUCGUCUUAAUCUGAUGCCAUAUGUCCUCAGCAGUUGGUACAGAACUGUUAAAUAAUCUAAGAAUGUUUUGGCAAGGUGAAUGAAGCCAUAUGAUGUGGAAACAUCCAGAAUGCAUGUCACAUCUCCCAUUCAAUGAUUGCAUAACAGUGUGAAUAACACGAUGCAAUACUGUGAUCACGUCUAAUUUCUUCACACUCACAAAGUUCUGAUAUCAUCGGUGCUGAGGGCUGAGGUUGCUAUGAGACCGUCAACACUGGAAGCUGCCACACUACAUCACCAGGUCUAAUUAAAAGAUGUUAAUAUCUUACUUAUGUCUGCCAGUACCAAUUUUCCUGCAUAAACAGUUCCAUGUACUUAUUUUUAAACAAUUACAUUAUCCACUGUAUCUCUGUAUCUACAAGCCUACCAACCUUGUCUCUGCCUUGUAUUUAUUUGGUUUGCCACCUUCAGGAACACCACAAAAUAAAAAAUAAAGAUACAUUAAGCUCACUACAGCGAGAGCAAUUAAGCAACAUGACACGGGCUUCUCACAGUCGCCAGUGAACUCUGGGUGCAGAGAUGCCUGCAAAUUAA
Molecule: messenger RNA, 1669 nt
Organism: Cryptotermes secundus
Lineage: Eukaryota; Metazoa; Arthropoda; Insecta; Blattodea; Kalotermitidae
Exons: 5
Coding region: 118-861 (247 amino acids)
Source: RefSeq, a predicted model, not a curated record